UGAAGGUCGAACCGAUAUGUGGAUAGAAACGCGGAAUAUAAUUUACUACUUUGAAUUCAAACGAUAUAAUUCUGAUAAAAAAAAUGUAAUCAUGAGCUUAGUCGAAGAGGCAAUCAAUCAAAUAUUUGAAAUAAAAUAUUAUAUUGGUCAUACAGAUCCAGAAUCCUAUAACAAGACGAGAUAUGCUAUUGGGUGUGUUUGUUCAAUAGGAACUUGA
Molecule: messenger RNA, 217 nt
Organism: Funneliformis geosporum
Lineage: Eukaryota; Fungi; Glomeromycota; Glomeromycetes; Glomerales; Glomeraceae
Source: the annotation of a GenBank genome assembly